Molecule: messenger RNA, 462 nt
Organism: Capsicum annuum
Lineage: Eukaryota; Viridiplantae; Streptophyta; Magnoliopsida; Solanales; Solanaceae
Exons: 1
Coding region: 1-462 (153 amino acids)
Source: RefSeq, a predicted model, not a curated record
AUGUCCAAGAAUGCUAAGUACUUGAGGGAUGUGGUGGCAAAAAAGUUGAAAUUGCAAGAUAUGGGUGAAAUAACACUCACUAAAGAGUAUAGUGCAGUAAUGACACAGAAAAUUCCUCAGAAAUUGAAAGAUCAGGGGAAGUUUGCUAUCCUUAUUCAAAUUAGAAGAAAAGAGGUCCAUGCAUUGAGUGAUUUAGGGGAAAGUAUAAAUUUAAUACCCCUAUCUCUAUUUGAAAAAUUGGGCUUGGGAAAACCUAGAUCGACCACCGUAGUUUUGAAACAAGAAGACGGUUCCAUGGCAUAUCCGAAUGGAAUAAUUGAGGAUAUCCUCAUUAAGAUUGUUAAAUUUGUUAUUCCUGCUAACUUUAUUGUUCUUGAUUUUGUGGUAGACAAACAGGUACCAAUUAUUUUGGGGCGCCUAUUCUUAGUGAUUGGAGGGGCUUUGAUGGAUAUUAGAGAAUGA